This is a messenger RNA of Penicillium daleae, 1260 nucleotides long. RefSeq names its product DUF3712 domain-containing protein. The record is from RefSeq and is a predicted model, not a curated record. The transcript has 4 exons. NCBI's taxonomy places the organism in Eukaryota, Fungi, Ascomycota, Eurotiomycetes, Eurotiales, Aspergillaceae. Gene Ontology annotation, cellular component: fungal-type vacuole membrane. The coding region runs from base 1 to 1260 and encodes 419 amino acids.
AUGCACAACGGUAAAGAAGACGGCCCAUAUGUGGUUGGAAGUAACAGAAACCUACCUCUGUCGACGGACAGAAGCAACAGCCCAAGGCAGGUUCCAGAAAAGCUCGGCGAUGACAUUGAGUAUGUGGAGAGCUUUGAGUCUUUGGAACAGUCUAAAAGCCCUCGAAGCUUGAAAAGUAUUCGUGCAAAUGUUCAAAGACAUUGGCGCCGGUUUUGGUGUUGUUAUCUCGUCGGGGUUAUCAUUUUCUUGGCCAUAUUUCUACCAGUCUUUUUCCUAGUCGCAGUCCCAGCAAUCGCCCAGAGGAUCGUUGACACCACAGAUCUUCCAGUUCAUUCGGCGCAAAUCCUGGAUCCCAAAGCUGACCAAGUAUCAUUUACUCUCGCUACAUCUUUGAACAUCCCAAUGGGGCUUCGAAUUCGUACCGACCCCAUUGAUUUGAGCCUUUUCAAUCGAGACCUCCAGCCAAUUCAGCCGUACUUGGUUGUCUCUCUACCUUCGUACAGUCUUAAAGGAGACACAGACAUGACUGUGACCGAAAACAACACAGAUAUUUUGAAUGAAGAUCAGUUCAUCAAGACUCUCACGCAAGCUGUCUAUAACAAACGGUUCACAAUGUCAGCCAAGGGCUCAACCGUUGGACAUCUCGGCGCCCUCAAAGCCCAUUUAACCCUUGAUAAGGAUAUUGAGUUAGAUGGACUCGAUAAGCUCAGUGGAUUCUCUAUUGACUCAGCACAAGUUAUCAUCCCCAAAGAGGCAGACGGCACCAACUUGAAGGGAGAGGCGACGUUGCCCAAUCAUUCUGUUUUUACAUUCGCGUUGGGUAAUGUGACAUUGAACUUGAUGAGCUCAGAUCUUAUUAUCGGCCAAGCAACCAUUCUGAACGUGGUUCUGAAGCCUGGAAACAAUACUGUCGCCUUGCGAGGACGUGUCGAUACAACGACGGUUCUAGAGAAUCUUUCGGAGAUCUUGACGGUGCAAAAGGCUGCCUUGAUGGACGGCGAUCUCGAGCUCUCGGCUUCUGGAAACUCCACUAUUUGCAAUGGAGUUCACAUCAAGUACUAUGAGCAGGUUCUUAACAACCUUACCCUUAUCACUCGAGUGCCGAUUCUUCAAAUUUUGGGGGGUACUCUAGAAGGUUUGCUAAACAACAAUGACUCGGCUUUGGGUAAGAUUGUGCAAAACAUCACCCAGAUUCUAGGGAAUUUUUCCACCCUUAGUGAUACGUCCACUGUUGCUCGCUCGAUUCGAUCUCUUGUAUAA